AUGGCACCAGUGCGCUAUGGCGUGUUCAUUUUGUGUCGUCUUGCUGUGUACAUGGAACGUCAGAAUCUUGAUGCACGAACGCGCACGGUCAAGGUUCGACCACCCAAAUCCAAGUAUUUUGUCCUGAGGGAGUUCUUCAAACCCACCUCCCUUGCCGGUGGCCUGGAGACGCGCUUUGAGGUAUUCUUUGAUGGCGAUAAGUUUGAGCCGGACCGGCAGUCCGUACAGGACAAAAUUGUUAUCCAGACGGAGACUGGCAGCUAUGACUUGCAGGCAAGACCACCGGAUAGCAGCAGCAGAUGUAGAAAGGGAGGGCCCAGUAUAGAGCAGCUCAAGGCCACCGCUCCCAAGGCCGAUGUGCGCAUCCUGGGUGACCUGAUCAUGGGCCUACUGCCUAGCGACAGCAAGGCGUCUAAGACCAUCCAGCUGGUGAAUGAUGGAUCCGCACACGCGUCUUUCCGUGUGGAGUGGGACAGGAACCUGCCCAUUAUUGUCGAACCCAACAUCGGUGUGGUGGACCCGGGGGGUCAGCCUGUGGACCUGACCGUGACCGUCACUGUGGGGGACGCCGGUUCUCUGGCCUCGGAGAUCACGGUGGUGCUCGGAUCCAUCACCAAAAAGGUCAUGUUUACUGCUACCAUUAUAAAGCAGUCUUUUGACCUGGUGGACAGCUCGGGAGCCAUUCUGACUGAGCUGGACUUUGGCAGCCUCUACUACGGUCAGACCUCGGAGCGCGAGGUGACCCUGUUCAAUAACGGUCCCGUGGAGGCCCGCUACAUCAUCAGCUACGGCACCCUGGCGGAGAUGCGGUCCAAGGUGGAUGAUGAGGCGGCCGCCAACGCCGACCCCAACGACCCCUUUGCUGACGUUAUCAUGGCCGCGCGGCAGCGUCAAAAGGCACGAAAUACCGGCGACAACCCCUUCCACGUAACGCCGCUCAGCGGCGUCAUCGCGCCCUACUCCAAGGCCUCUGUCAGCGUGCGAUAUACGCCGUCGGCCCCCCAGGCGGGCAAGGGCUUCACCUGCCUGGUGCCCUCUUCCGACCAGGCACUGCGUACGUUCGAGUACUUUGCGGUGGUGGAGCUGCUGGGGCUGCCUACCAAGAUGAAGCUGCCCAUCCGCGCACGUGGCAUGCCCGGUGGUCUGCGGCUGUCCUCGCAGGCGCUGGCGUUUGGCGAUGUGGCCACCCACAACUGGGCGGACCAGCUGCUGGGCAUCACCAACACCAACUCGCAGAUGGGGGCGAGGUACCAGAUGAUCAAGUCCACCCCCUAUUUCUCCGUGGACCCCUCCUCGGGGAGUAUCCUACCGGGGGGCAACAUACAGGUGGUGGUCAGGUACCACCCCAAGGCCAUGGGAAAGCACAAGGGGACGAUACCCAUCAAGGUUCUUAGCGAGCAGGGCGAGGUGAUCCAGGAGCUGGCCCUGGAGCUGUCUGGCACCAGCCUGCGCAUGGGGGAGAAGGAUUCGCUUGUAGGAGGGACGGACAAACUGCCACAGGACUUCGAGCGGCCGCGCAAUUUCGUGGACGAUGAGCAGGUAAUGCUGACCACAUUGGAGGCCCGGAAGAAAAGCACCCGGUUACUGACCAAGACCUGGGACAAGCCCGAGCUGGCGGAUGCGUACAAGGAAACCUCCACCAAGGAGACCAUGUCGCGGGCGCAAGCGGCGGCAGCAGGAGCGCACAAGGAGAAGUACACGACCUUCAUGCGCGCGCAGCGGACGGCACGGGAGGAACAGCGCAAAAACGGACGGGUUGACGAGGACGAUGUCAACCUGGGCAUGGACACCCGCAGCGGCCUGCUGGCUCCGGAACCCAAGCUCAGUCGCACCGUGGACCCGUUGUGGAGGGUGGAUGCCAGCAAGGAGGCCGCACCACGCAUGCUGAGACAGCUGGGUGCUGCCGAUCUGGAGGGGGCGCAUCAGUGGAAGCCGCGGCCGCAGUCAGAGCAGGAGCGAAUAGACUGUUCCCGCGAGCUGAGCAAGGACGAGCUUGCCCGCCUGGUAGUGGGUCCCCGCAUUGUGGACUUCGGCAAGGUGUCCAUGGGCUCCACCAACACCCGUCAUCUGGUGAUGCAGAAUACACUGGACGGCUUUAUCAAUGUGGUGCUGGACAUCAAGCACCUGGAGAUGCUGAGAGACUCACCUAGCAUCAGCCAGGUCAUACCACCGGGAGCUAAGGCGGACUUCCCGCUCGUGCUGCAGGCGAGCGAGAUCCGGUCCGUGAAUGAGAAGGUCGAGUACGUGGUGAACGGCAACCACGUGCUUUCCUUUCCUCUGUCCGCCGACAUCGUGCCCGUCAACCUGGACUUCUCCGCCGAGGACCUAAACUUCCAGUUCAGUCUGGACAACUGGGACGAAGCGGUGGAGAAAAUCCUUAUACUGGACAACCCACACAAGUUCCCAGUCAACUUCACCGUAGAGUCCACCAACACAUGCUUCCAGGUGUCAGCUGGUGGCGGCGGUAUCAUCCGCAGCCAGUCGUCCGUAGAGGUGGUGGUGCGCUGGGCUCCGGAUAUGAUGGGACCUCCCAAGCAGGAGGGCUUCCUCAUCAUCAAGAUGGUUGGGGGCGAAGCCCCCAAGCGCAUCUACAUGACGGGCGAGCUGCCGGAGGGCAAUGUGCGGCCCAAGGACAAGGAGCUGGUGGUGUCGGUGGUGCCUGUGGGCAUACAGCAGAGCACUGUGCUGCAGAUCAAGAACCACGGAAGCCGUGAUACGGCCUUCCGCUUCUUGUCGAAUGAGGAGCUGAUCACCAAGCCCAGCAGCGGCCGCAUUGCCGCCGACGAGACCCUGGAUAUCGAGGUGCUGUUCACCGCCAACGAGCCGGGCACGUUCCUCAGUUGCUUGGCGCUGGAGAUGCGCGGCGGGAACAUCGUCAAGAUACCCUUCCGGGCUGAGGCGGUGGUGCCCAAUGUGGAGAUUGAGCAGGACGAGUUCAACUUCGGCUCCGUGUUCGUGGGCAGCUCCUCCCGCCUGCCCCUGACACUGCGCAACACCUCCCAGGUGGCCGCCACCCUCAUGAUCGACCUGGUGGCGCACCCCGACCUGCAGCUGCUGUGCCCUAAGGAUGCAUGGUCCACUGCCGAGUACGAGGCAUGCCCGCUGGAGGCCAUCGGCCCCGCCGGCAGCCAGGUGCUGGGAAGCCGCUUCGGCAGCGGGAGGGUCAGCCGUAGCGGUAGCAGGCGACAGUCGUCGUCGCUGGGCUUCAGGUCAAUGUCCUAUGAUGGCUUCAAGUACCGCAUUACCAUCAACCCCUGCAAGGAGCUCCCAUUGCUCCUGGACUUCCGGCCCAUGGAGCAACGCGAUAGGGACGUGGAGCUGGCCUUCCACCUGGUGACGGCAGGAGGAAACUCCGUACAGCCAGUACGGAAGGUUGCUACUGGCAAGGGUAUGAGUCCCCGCAUCAUCCUAUCCAAGACCCUAAUCGACUUCGCCAACAAGGUCGUCAUUCGCUCAAACCAGCUCAAGGCGCCUUACGUCAUUGACCUGUACGUCACCAAUCAAGAGGAAAAACCGGUGGUGGUGUCGUUUGGCGAGCCGGUUCCCGCACCCCACGCUGCGGGGCUGCCGGUCAAGGGCAUCUACAGCAUGGACCUGGCGCCCAUGCAGUCCCUGGAGGUCCAAGCCCAGGAGAUGGUGGGCGUGCAGAUCCGGUUCUGCCCCCGUGACUCGCGCACCUACGAGGCGCUCAUCCCUGUAUACCUGGACGGGGCCACGGAUGCGCCCUACCUCAACAUCGAGGUGCAGGGCGUGGGUCAGUACCCCAGGCUGUCCUUCGAUGUGCGCGAGUGCUUGCUGCCGCCCGUGCCUCUGGGCCUGCGCAGCACCGCCACCUUCUUCGUCGUUAACAACGGCUACGACAACCUGGAGCUUAAGUAUAAGCUGCCUGCGGACGAGGGCCACCUGCCCAUGGAGGUGGAGUUCCCGGAGGGGACGAUCAUUGGUCUUGCCAAGGACCGGCUUCCUGUGGUGGUGUCGUUCAUGUCCCCCAAGCCCAUGUCCUUCACCGCCAACAUCGACUUCAUGGACGAGGACGGCAAGCGCUUCUCCAUGUCAGUCACCGGCACCACCGACAACUCCCUGCUCACGCACGGUGCCUUCAUGGCCGUCAACAAGAGCCAGCUGGUGUUUAGCCACGAGCCGGGGAUGCCGGUGUUCCUGGAGGAGGCGGCGUACGUGCUGCCGGCGCCGCCCAUGUGCCUGGGACCCGAGGUGCCCUGCCGCGGUGUGGCACGCUACCUCAACGCCACCACUACACGAGGGCCAUUCGAUAACCUGGGCCAGCAGAUGAUGGUCAGCCGCGGCAAGUUGCUCCUGGAGAUUGUGGAGAUGCUCAGUGGAAAGUCGGUGCCGGGCAAGAUCUUCAAGUUGAACAACAACCGGAAGGAGGCGGUACGGCAGCUGCUGCUGCAGUACGACGCUGUGCUAGUGUUCCUCAAGUCUCACGGAUGCUUGCUUAACGCCGUCAAGCCAGAGAUGCUGCUCGAGUAUGAAGACUUCUGCAGGGUGAUGAACGAGCGCAGCACCGCCGCCACCGACAACGCCGAGGAAUUGGAGGCGUUGGAGAUGUGGAGCGAGGUGGAGAUGAACUUCGCCACCGUAUCGGCUCAGGCCUGGAACUCCAUGGUGCUGCAGAUCUUCAAGGUCUUCGUGUUGGGCAGGGUGACGCUAAAGAGCCUGCGUACGCUCCCAGGCUCUGAGAAUCUUGAGCUCCCCCCCGACUCGUCCAUCAUUGGUUCCAACUUUUACAGCGUGGCCGAGUCGGCUCUUCUGGCCUGGAUGUCGGCCCACUGCACCCGGGAGUUUGGACCCAAGUUCCCCAGGAUCACCAACUUCGAUUCAGACCUGGCCGACGCCAGCGUGUUGUUCGCGCUGUUAUCCGGCUACUGGCCGGGGUUGGAGAAGAAGAAGAAGACGCUGCGUCUGGACUGCCGUGACGAUCAGGACAAGCGGGAGAAUGCUGAAAUGGUGCUCAAGAUUAUGACGGACCUAGGCUUACCGUACGAUAUCACGGUGGACGAGAUCGUGAACCCCAAUCCGCACGACAUGAUGGUCUUCGUGCUGUAUUUGCAUCAUACGCUGCCGCAAUUCGUGCCGCGGUCCUGCAUCGACUUUGCGUGCAAACUCGGAGAGACGCAGUGCAAGGAGCUGGAGCUGACCAACCCCAGCAAGAAGGCCAUUAGCUACUCGGCGCGCCUGGAGGGCCACCGCGACUUCUCCAUAGAGUCGUCAUCGCUGCGGAUUGAACCCAAGGCCGCUGCCAAGCUCAUGAUCCAAUGCACGCCCACCAACACACUGUCUCAGGCCUCCCGGCUGGUGCUAAUGAGCAAGCGCGAAGGAGGAGUGCAUGCCGCCACCCUGGUUUUCCAGCUGGCCUGCAAGGUCAACACGCGGGCGCCGCUGAAGCGUGUGCGGACCGAGGGCCCGCUGUACGAGCUGCAGGUGUUCGAGUUCACCGUCACUAACCCCUUUCCGGCGGCUGAGCUGAAAUACGGUGCGCCUGCUCCUGAUUUGGAUGUAAGGAUCUGUUCGUACGGUUUCGCAGAUGGUGACUUCACCAUCCAGAUUCUGCAUGAGCCUGCGGAGCCGCUUCCCAAGAAGGAGGAGGACCCCGCCGCCGCAAAAGUCGGCCCCGGGUCAGCCGCCCGCAGCCGGGCCACCAGCAAGCGCAGCGGCCGCAAGGCCCAGCAGUUCGAGCUCCCCACGGCCGAGGAGGUUGCGGCCAAGUGGGGCAGGCUGUGGCCAGAUGCUUUUGGUCUGGAUCGUAACCGGCUGCGGCUCAAGCAGAAUGCCUCUGAGCGCAUCAAGGGCUUCUUCCUGCCCUUCACCAUGACCGCCGCCUACUGCACGGUGCUGUUCCGCGACAAGGAACAGGGCGAGUUCUGCUACGAGCUGGUGGGGGAGCCGGGGCUGCCCUCUCCAAUGAUGCAGGUCAAGGGCAAUGUGCCUCUGGAGGCCCCGCAGCAGGUGUAUGACCUGCUGCUGCCCUUCCAGAACUCGGCACUGGAGGCGGCCAAGAGGGCCUUCCAGGAGAAGCACCCCCUGGCCAAGGACAAGGAGCAACUGUCGCUCCUGAAGCAGGACCCCUUCAAAGGAAACGAGAUCGCGUACCUGGUGACCCAAACCAACAGCCUGAUGAGCGCCCCAUCGCACAUCUCGCUCUCCGCUCGCUCCCUCCUCGUCUACGCCACGGAGCCGCUCCCCACCUCGCCACCCAACGGCCCUGGCGGCGCGGUACAGAGCGCCGCCUCUGGGGGCGCUAAUGGUAACUCCGGCGGUGGUGGCGCCAAUUCCUCUCGUUCCGGGGGCCAGCAGCGCACCCCCAAUGCAAUGCCGCCUCCGGAACCCAACACGCUGCGCUUACACCUUUCCCCCAUCGGCACCGGCAUUUACCCCACUCGCAUCAUGCUCACCUCGGCGCUGGACGUGCGAGUCAUCGACGUGGAGCUUACGGCCCAAACCAUGACGCAAAACUUCGUAUUGGAGUUCAGCACAUCCGCUCGGCAACCCAUCACCCAGGCAAGCCGCGCCGGCGACAUUCCACUGGUCAACACGGGCGAGACCAGCAUGACGGUGUCCGCCACUAUCAAUGGUGCCAUCUGGAGUGGACCCCGGGAGAUGAUCGUGCCUGCGGGCUGCACCGUCAUGUACCCGCUGCAGUUCAAGCCGCUAUUACCGGGUGACAUCAAAGGCAGUUUGGAGCUGGCCAUUAAUGCCACCGGGGAGCGCAACACAUACACACUGCUGGGUCGGGCUUCAGAGCCGCUGGCAGAGGGGCAGAUCGUCAUUGAGUGCCAGGCCCGCAAGCCCGCCACCAAGCAGUUCAACGUGCCCAACAUCAUCGGAAGUUCGACGGAGUACAAGGUGAUGUGCGACCUGGACUUCAUGGUGGGAGUGCCCCAAGUCAAGGUGCCGCCAGGACUUGCCACGCAGUACAAGAUCACCGCAUGUCCGCAGCGCAGCGGCACCUACAACGGCAUCAUCACCUUCACUACCGCUGAUGGGCAGUACUGCUGGUACACACUCGAGGUCCGCGCCUCGGAGCCGCCCGAGGUGGGCACCAUUGACGUCCGCGCCGCCGUCCGCACCGCCGUGGUGGUGUGUGUCACCAUGAGCAACCCCCUGCGCAAGGACAUGGAGCUGGCGGUGCGAUACAGCGAUGUGGCGCUAUGCGGACCUGCUGUAGUGGCUCUACCCGGCACCCAGGAACCCGUCACCUUUGAGUUCUUCUUCGCGCCGCUGGUGCCCGGCUCCUCCAGCGGCAGCGUGGUGCUGGUCAACGACGACGUGGGGGAGUUCCGGUACCUGAUCAACAUGGUUGCCGACCCCGCAGAGCCGGAGCAGCUGCCCGACAUGACUGCGGAGCUGGGGCGCUCCGGCAGGUCUCCGCUGGUGAUUGAGAACCCACUGGAUGUGGCGGUGGUGCUGUCCGCCACGAGCAGCAACCCCAGGAACUUCGCGGUGCUGCCAAGCAUGGUUGCGCUCUCCGCGUACGGCACUGCUGAGCUCAUGGUUGAGUACUGCCCCAGUACCUUGGAUCAUGAUGAGGAGGCAACCAUCACGGUGGAUGGGGACAUCGUAGGGACGUGGGAAUACAAUGUCCGUGGCCGUGGCGAGCUCCCCACCGUCAUGGAAGCCACCCACAUGUCCACCAUGCUGGGGGCCCAGGGCCAGGUCAUAGUCACGUGGAAGAACCCCUUCCCGGAAGCAGCCUCCGUCAGCGUGCAGCUGCGGACCGACGAGCCGCCGGGAGUAUUUGAGCUGCUGCGUCUUGGGCCCUACAACGGCGCCAGCUCGUCCAAGGCGCUUACGGGAGUCAUCUCUUCGAACAGCUCCUCGAACAGCGUCCACGGUGGGGUGGGGCCAGGGCCCGGCGGGGGCAGCGGCGGGCACGCCGCUACGGCCGCCCUCGCGCUUGGAAACGGCCCACUGCGCAGCGGCGGCGCCAGUGGCGCGUUGACAGUGCAGGAAUGGACUGUACAGCCGUACGGCUUGCUGCAUGUGCCGCUGCGAUACACUCCUGCAGCACUAAAGACGUGUUCCUGCGAGGUCCUCGUUGCGGUGGAGGGCAGCAGCUACAGCCUCAACACCCUGGUGUGGCGCUUCCCGGUGCGGGCGCUCACGGAGGCCAGCCUCAGCGGUGUCGUGUUCAGGUACAAAUGCAAGGCCCGGUCCCGCAUUGAGGAGACCAUGGAGGUGGUGUUGACAGGGCUGAACAAGGUCGGACCUGAAGACGAGUUCAGCCACGAGAUGGUGCUGCCAGUGGAGCACAGAGCUUUCCUGGAGCAGUCUCUGGUGGUAGAGCCCGUGGGCCCCAACCCUGUACGACUCAGCCGCCCUGACGCCCCCCUGCGCUACAAGGUCUACUUCGCCCCCCAGCGCAUGUUGCCCCCCACCUCCCUGGAGCUGGUCAUCAACAAGUCCACGGGGGGGAGAUGGAGGUUCGAGAUGCAGCUGCAGGCCACGGAGCCCGACCUGGAUGGGACACUGACCAUCGAGGCCGCCGUGGGCGCCACCUCCUACGUGCCCCUGCGCCUCUACUCCUCUUCUAACGAGCCCCAGCCCUUCACCGCCUCCUUCCCCUCCGACACGCCGCUCGUCUUCAACGUCGUCCCCUCCAAGGGCCUUCUGCCACCCAUGCCGCGACCCGGCGAGCCGGAGCCCGAGCCGCCGCUGCAGGUCUCCUACAACUGCCGCGAGUUUGGCAAGGUGGUUCGCGGCCGGCUGCACGUGCAGACCUCCGACAUGCACUACUCCUACGAGCUGCGCGGCCGCAUGCCCACCUACGUGCCGCCCAGUCCCGCGCAGUUUGCAACCUCUGUGGACAACAAGCUGGACCCUGCCCUGGAGACCCGGCUGAGCCUGGGUCGGCCCACGGGGAAGAACUACGUGGCUACGAACAUGCGAGCGACCCGGGUUACCGGGCAUGGGGAUCAGGGAGGAGGCCACAAGGGCCAACCGGGGGCUCAAGGUGCCACUGCUGUUGCGGCAAAGAAGCGAUGGACGCAGCUCGCAACCAACGCGACGCUUGUAGCAUCUUCUCAGAACAUAAUCGGCAAAUCAUGGCCAACGUUCGGGGUUAUCAAAGGGGGGCUUGACAGAGAAACUCCCUCUGCGAAGCUGCAGCUCUUGGAACGCCUCCAAGCACGUGAAGGCCGCUUUCUGUCGCCCGUUGUACGCGAUGGCGUACCUGAGGGCGUCCGCUGCGAUGCAACGGAGCGGUGUGAUAGCCACAACGUGUGUGCCCGGGUGUGCGCUCGGGGGUCUGUGGCAAUCGACCCCUGGUUGCGAUUCGCCGUCGACUACCAGUGGCGGCUGUCCCGCAAACAGCCUCUUUGCUUCGCCCAGCUGCUGGGUACUCACAACUCCGCCAUUACCCUGGCGGACGGGUACGGCAUGCACGAUGACGUGUACACCCAGUACCUGCACUACCUGGGCCUUGCGAGCGGCUCCCAGCGGCUGAUGACCAACAACCAGGUGCUUUCCCUCACCGACCAACUCAACCUGGGGGUCAGGUUCCUGGAGCUCGAUGUGCACUGGAUCCAGUCCGACCUCCACAUAGCGCACUGCGGCGGCUUCCACUCGCCCCAACUCAACGCGCUGGUGGCGGCGCUGAGUGCACUGGCCCAGCUGUUCGGCCACCCGCCCGUGGAGUGGGACGCGGAGACGCUGGGCUGCGACCCCUCCAUGUCCUCACUGCCGACCAGGGACCAGCGCACCUUCGUGGAUGCGCUGCGUGAGUCGGAGUUCCUGGUGCUGUAUCUUGACAACCAGAUGGACCUGCUGCGGUGGGGCCGCGUGGGCACACUGAUGGAGCAGGUUAUGUCGGUGAUUCCGACCGCCCUCAUCAUCACCCCCCCAGAGCUAAACAACAUCACUCAGCAGCGGGGCUCCAUGCCCAGCGUUGACGAGCUCGUCCAUGUGUACGGCAAGCGGCUCCUCUUGAUGAGCGGCAGUGACUACGGCGAGGAGAUGUCCUGGCUGGCGUUCAGCCACCACAACCUGUGCGACAUGGACGAGCCCUUGUUCAGGGGCUUCCAAGGGCCCCCUCACUGCCAAUUCCAUAACUGGCAUCUCGACAUGGACACACCUGUCAUGGCCGGCAAACUGAUCCGCACACCUACAUGUAACUUGACGUACGGCCCGUACAACUGUUCGAUGCUGCGCGGCGACAAUAUUCCGCAGCUAGAUGACCACCAGCUGCCGGAAGCCACUUCCUGCGGCAUCAACGUGCCAGCACCGGAUCAAAUAACACCGCAGCUCGUACAGUCGUACAUCUGGAGUUGGGCUCCGGGACAUGCGCCGCCGAUGCCCGCGGCUGCGGCAGCUGUUGAGACACAGCAACCCAAGCGCCACUACCACCACCCAGCACAAGGACGUGCGGUGCAGGAGGCGCCACUUGCCUCCGGGGCGGCAACGGCGCCGUCGUCUGAGGGAUCAUUUACGCCUGGGGAGGGCCGGGUGGCGAAGGCGGCGUUGGAAAAAAUAGUGUCGACGGCAGAAGCGGAGGCGGAGGCGGUGUGCGUGGUGAUGAGCUCCAGCGACGGGCGCUGGCUGGUGCGGCCCUCUUGUAAGGGGGCGGCGCUGCUGGCAUGUCGACGGGACACAGGUGCCCAGCACGUCCCUGGAGCAGACGCCUGGGCCCUGGCUUCCCUCGGCCCUGCUACCAGCGCGGGCCCCUGUCCGCCCGGCUACCUGCCGUCUGCCCCCCACACCGCGCGAGAAAACUGGGAGCUCUGGCAGCUGCUGAAGCAUCGGAAGCAGCAGCUGCUGCAGCAACCCGAGCGAACGCAACGCGGGCAUCCGCAGCAGCCAAAGAUUCAGCUGCAACUGCAUCAUGAUCAUCAGGCGGUGCAUCGUGUAAAGGACAGGGGUGUAGAUGGGCAAGUGGACUCAGUCAAAGGAGACGGACGUGGAGGUAGGAAAGCCGGGGGUGCCGACGCCACCGCUACCGCUACCGUUGCUGGUGAUGGUGAUGGCGACAUGUCUGCAAACCGCAGGGUGGCAAUCCGUAGUGGUGCCGCUCUUAGCCCGCCACUAGAUGCGCAGCACACCCCAACCACUUGCAAGAACCGUGCCUAG
This is a messenger RNA of Volvox carteri f. nagariensis, 11082 nucleotides long. RefSeq lists its product as uncharacterized. Lineage: Eukaryota; Viridiplantae; Chlorophyta; Chlorophyceae; Chlamydomonadales; Volvocaceae. The transcript is spliced from 56 exons. Gene Ontology annotation, biological process: lipid metabolic process. The record is from RefSeq and is a predicted model, not a curated record. Gene Ontology annotation, molecular function: phosphoric diester hydrolase activity; protein binding. Bases 1 to 11082 code for a protein of 3693 amino acids.